GGGCGGUGCCGCGGAAGCGAAAGCGAAAGCGAAAGGGAGCCGGCGUGGGCCUCCCCGGCAGCGGAGACCGGGCAGGGAGGGCUCCCCUGGGCUCCGGUCCGUGCUGUCCCAGCGCCGCGGGGAUGGACUCGGAAGAGGAUUCCUUCGUCCGGCUGCACGACGGCCCGGAGAGCCCCGAGCAGCUCUGUAGGGAGAUCGAGCAGUCCAAGGUGCGUCCGGGAGAGGGGAUUGAUCGGCUGGAUCCCGACGGCCCGCAGAGCCCCGAGCAGCUCCGGCGGGAGAUCGAGGAGUUCAAGGAGCUUUACAGUCUUCUGGAGCAAGACUGUGUAAAGCUACAAAUGGCCAAGGAAGCUACAGAGCAAAGGACACAAGAGCUGAGGAAAGAGGGAAAAGUACUGCACAAAAUUCUUGAACAUCGAAUGUCUUUAAACAGAGGUGAAGAGAAGGCCCACCAGAUGGAGCUUUUUGCAGCACAGGAGGAGAACACCAGAUUGAUGAAGGAGAAGCAGGUCCUGAAAAAUAAACUGGAAGAAUUGAAGAGGGUCCCCCAGGGUGAUCUUGUGAUGAUGCAGUCUGGCUUGCCAGAGAAGAAAAUGGUGUUUAAGGGACUUGCAGCAAACAAGGAGGACAUGAACAAACUGAUGCUCACCCCACGAAUCCGUUACCCUCUGCCAGGGGGCUCAGCUCUCAUCACCUUUGAGAAGGCAGAGGUGGCCCAGAGGAUCAUAGAGGUGAAAGAGCACGUGGUGGAGCUGAGCUGCUGGGAGGAAGUGGAGGACCUUGACCAGUGCAGAAUGCGAGUGCAGGCAGCACCUGUGGAGAUACUGCUGCCAUCUGCCCUGGAGAUGAGGCUGACUCAGAGCAGCAGGAGCAUCAUUGUGUCUGACCUGCCCAACGGGGACAUCACUGAGGAUGCACUGCUGGACAAGCUGGAGCUCUUCUUCAGCAAGAAAAAGAAUGGGGGCAGCGAGGUGGAGAGGAGGGAGUUCCAGGAAGACUCUGGCCAGGUGGUGCUGACCUUCAGAGAGGAUGGAGUCGCAGAGCUGCUAAUUGAGAGAGGAUACAUCCAGGUUCCUAUUUUGGGAGAAAAAUACAAAGUCAAAAUAUCACCAUACAUGAAUGGAGACAUCACCAACUUGCAGCUCCAGCCCUCCUGCUGUCCCAGGACUGUCCUGCUUUCUGGCAUUCCCGAUGUGCUGUUUGAUGAGUCCAUGAGAGACACCCUGGAGAUCCACUUCCAGAAGCCCAGCCUCGGCGGCGGGGAGGUGGAUGCCCUCGCCUACGUCCCAGCAGGGUGGACGGGGAGGGCCGUGUUUGUGGAGGACACGGGCUAGUCCUGGCCAUCCCAGGGCUAGUCCUGGUCAUCCCCGUCAAGCCGAGAUCGUGGGGCUCCGUGGGCCCCCCGGCACGGCGAGAAUUAAAGCAUCUGGCGAGA
Chiroxiphia lanceolata (lance-tailed manakin) is the source of this 1435-nucleotide messenger RNA. RefSeq names its product interferon induced protein 35 (gene IFI35). NCBI's taxonomy places the organism in Eukaryota, Metazoa, Chordata, Aves, Passeriformes, Pipridae. Gene Ontology annotation, cellular component: nucleus. The record is from RefSeq and is a predicted model, not a curated record. The coding region runs from base 123 to 1334 and encodes 403 amino acids. The transcript is spliced from 9 exons.